Messenger RNA from Colletotrichum karsti, 1659 nucleotides. RefSeq names its product ligninase H2. Gene Ontology annotation, biological process: hydrogen peroxide catabolic process; cellular response to oxidative stress; response to reactive oxygen species. The coding region runs from base 1 to 1659 and encodes 552 amino acids. Gene Ontology annotation, molecular function: heme binding; peroxidase activity. The transcript is spliced from 3 exons. NCBI's taxonomy places the organism in Eukaryota, Fungi, Ascomycota, Sordariomycetes, Glomerellales, Glomerellaceae. The record is from RefSeq and is a predicted model, not a curated record.
AUGCGCGUUUCCAUCCUCACCGCAGCCCUCGUGGCAACCCCCGUUCUCGGCUACCCCGGCAUGAAGAACACUUUCGCUGAGAUCGCGGCCCGUCAGGGCAAGUCCGACGGCGGCAAGUCGACCGAGAUCAUUGGGGACCUCGCGACGCUCGACGACUCGAAGCUCACGCCCGUUGGCAAGAACAUCAAGCAGCUCCUGUCUGGUUCUGGCAACGCUGAGAGCGAUGAAGCUUACUCUUCCGGCAAGAAGAGAUCCGCUCCCAUCCAUCCCAGAGACUACGGUUACGGAGGUGGUGGCGGUGCGCCUUCUGGUGGCGGCGGCGCUCGCCCGGCUCCAGGCGGUGCCCCACCUGGUCCUGGUCGAGGUGCUCCUCCGGUCCCGGGAGGUGGGCCCUACGGCGGCACUCCUCCCGCACCCGGUGGCGGUGCCCCACCUGCUCCCGGUGGUGGCAAACCUCCCGCCCCUGGAGAAGCCAAAGAUACACCAGCAUGUGCUGCCGACAUCUGUUGCAUCUGGAAGUAUAUCGCAGACGACCUCGCAACCACUUUCAAAGGUGAAUCCGGCCGCUGCACUGACUACGCUCGUGCAGCCAUUCGUCUUGGUUUCCACGAUGCUGCUGGUUGGUCCAAGGGAACCGGAAACCUCGGUGGAGCUGACGGGUCGAUUGUUCUGUCCUCCUCUGAAAUCUCGCGCGUCGAGAACAAAGGUUUAGAAGAAAUCGUCGAGCAAACUAAGACAUGGUACAACAAGUAUAAGCAAUACGGAAUCGGCAUGGCGGACCUCAUCCAGUUCUCCGCAAAUGUCGCUACGGUUGUUUGUCCGCUAGGUCCUCGUGUUAGGACUUUUAUAGGACGAAAAGAUUCAUCAGUUGCCGCUCCUCCCAACCUCCUUCCGGACGUCAAUAGCCCAGCUGAUACCCUGAUCGACCUGUUCAACAACAAAACCAUCAGCUCUUAUGGCCUUAUUUCGCUCAUAGGUGCGCACACAACCAGUCAACAACGCUUCGUUGACCCUUCGCGCGCCGGCGACCCUCAGGACAGCACCCCUGGUGUGUGGGAUGUCAAGUUCUACUCGGAAACCAUUGGCAACGCUCCGCCGCGCGUGUUCAAAUUUAAUAGCGAUGUUGCACUGUCCAAAUACCCCAGCACCAGCGGCCAGUUUGCUGCUUUCGCCGGUCCCGGUGGCCAGGCUGCGUGGAACGCGGCGUACGCCCACGAAUACGUUCGUCUUUCUCUCCUGGGUGUGUACAACAUCAACGACUUGACGGAAUGCACAAAGGCACUUCCCGCACGGUGGGCUCCAUCCAGCUUCACCGCUUCUGACCAGGGCAACGUCGACACCUGGGUUGCCAGCAAGGGCCCCGUUCCCAAGAUUCCCGAUCAGAUCAGAGGAGGAAAGCCCAUCGGACCUCCUCCACCACCAUCUGGUCCCGGAGGACCAGGUAACGGUCCUGCUCCUCCAACUGCAAAGGGUGGUGCCCCUGGAGGGCAGUAUGGCAACGGCGGCGGUUCUCCUCUCCCGGCCGGAAACGGUCCCUCUGCUUCCCCCAAGGGUAAUGCGCCUGGGGGACAGUAUGGCGGCGGUGGUCCGUCUCCCCCGGCCGGCAACGGUCCUUCUGCUCCUCCAAAGGGCGGCGGCGGUAGUGGCUACGGUUACUAG